UGCCGGAAAUUCACACAAAGGAGAAGUGUCCACGUCGUACGCAAGACGUGUUGUUGUGCGUGGAAUAUUACCAGGCAGCUUAAUGCAUUUGGGAACAAACGUUUAUCUUUAAAGCACCUCUGAUGCUAUAAUUAACCAUUCGUUGGUUGUAUGUGAGAUUGAAAGUGCAGUUACAUUUUUUACAAGAAAUCAAGAACACGUUCACUUGCUCUAAAAGAUGGCUUCGUCUGAUGGAAACAAAAACACGGAACCAUGGGGCGGUUUUGAUGACAACAUUAUCCAGGGCACUGGGUCAGCAGUGAUUGACAUAGAGAACAUGGAUGACACAUCAGGCUCCAGCUUUGAGGACAUGGGGGAGAUGCACCAGCGCAUGAAGGAGGAGGAAGAGGUGGCAGAGGAGGCGGAAGCAACUGAAGAGGAGACUGGAGAGGAUGGCGAGUUUCUGGGCAUGAAGGGUAUCAAGGGCCAGCUGAGGAGACAGGUGGCAGAUGAGGUGUGGCAAGCAGGAAAGCGUCAGGCUUCCAAAGCUUUCAACCUAUAUGCCAACAUAGAUAUUCUCCGGCCGUACUUUGAUGUAGAGCCUAUGCAAGUCAGGAACAGGUUGAUUGAAUCAAUGAUACCCAUCCGCAUGAUACAUUUUCCACAGAAGAUUGCUGGGGAGCUCUAUGGGCCCAUGAUGCUGGUGUUCACGCUGGUGGCCAUCCUCCUGCAUGGAAUGAAGACAUCAGGAACAGUUAUUAGAGAGGGUACUCUGAUGGGCACAGCCAUAGGGACGUGCUUCGGUUACUGGCUGGGAGUUUCCUCCUUCAUAUACUUCCUGGCAUAUCUGUGCAACGCCCAGAUCACCAUGGUCCAGACGCUGUCUCUGCUUGGUUAUGGUCUUUUCGGACACUGCGUGGUUCUCUUCGUCACCUACAACGUCCACUUCCACUCCCUGUUCUACAUCCUGUGGCUGGUCGUAGGAGGGCUCUCCACACUGCGGAUGGUGGCUGCUCUCAUCUCUCGGACCGUGGGACAGACCCCACGCCUCAUCCUCUGUGGAACACUGGGUGCUCUGCAUAUGCUCUUUCUGCUCUACCUGCACUUCGCUUAUCACAAGAUUGUUGAAGGUAUCCUGGACACAUUGGAAGGACCCAACAUGCCCCCCAUCCAGAGAGUGGCUAGAGAUUUGCCUGUGGUGGCCACCGCUGCUAUGAAUGCUGUGAAUGCCACAGUGAAGACCCUUGGUGUUAUCCUACAGUCACAGUGAUGGUGUGUCCAACAUCAAAGAUGAUACCACAGGCUCAUGAGCCUGAAUUCCACAGUGGUGGUGUUGUGUAGGUAAUACAGACUGAAGUGAAGGUCAAAGACCAUUAUGGUGGCUGGUUACAGUUGACAUUUGACCUUCAUCAUUAAACAUGAACAUUGUCUCAGUAAACGCAUCGCCAUCAGUUCACAACAACUCUUACAACUUUCAUUCUCCAUGGGAAAUGACAUGCUUACCCUGGAUGUUUAUAUUGUACCUAAUCAAAAGAACUAAAUGAUGGAGUGAGAUGUCAUGCUGGUGCUGUGACUCUUUUCAAACGAUAGCAAAUUGCCUCCACCUUUUCAUAGGGGUCUUGUAUUUGUUAAAGCAGCAUGAGUGCACUAAGAUUCCCAGCUGUUUGCAUUUGUACUCAUGUUAAGACCAGUUCAUCUCCAACUCGACACUUUCUCUCCUCUUGUAGGCUUUGUUACACGGGUUAUGGCGAUAACAUCAAUUGAUGUUUUAACGUUCUAGACGUUCAAUGGGAGGAAGGUUCUAAAGCAGUGUGUGGUGCCUUCUAUUGUUUUUCGAAGGAUUUAUUAUCAUGUAUGAUAUGGGGUAAAUUAGAGUUUCAUCUCUUGUUUUACACAAUGCACAUCCAUUGUCUGUAGUUUUAAUAACCGAACCAGAAAAAAUAACGAGAAAUGCAGUUGACAUGUCAUAUGAGAUAUGUAAUAGUGCGUUAUCUUAUGAAUAUUGUUCCUUCUAAGCACCUUUUGUUUCAUCCAAUCAUUUGUUUUGUGCAUUAUUUGUACUUCCUAACAACAUUGUUUUUGGGUGGAAUGCAAGGUGACCUCUUUUUUUAUUUUACAUGUGAAAAUGUAUUUAUAGGGUUAUUGUACAGAAAGAUACAAUGGAAAUAAACUUUAUCGACCUAA
Molecule: messenger RNA, 2163 nt
Organism: Salvelinus sp. IW2-2015
Lineage: Eukaryota; Metazoa; Chordata; Actinopteri; Salmoniformes; Salmonidae
Product: protein YIPF3
Cellular component (GO): Golgi apparatus
Source: RefSeq, a predicted model, not a curated record